GUAAAAGCUGUGUGAAUUGGGUGAAAAGUCCUGUGGUUCUACAGGUUUGAAGAAUGUCAGACGAUUUGUAUGAGAUUCUCGGUGUGGAGCGUACAGCUACACAGGUUGAGAUCAAGAAGGCGUAUAGGAAGCUUGCCUUGAGUCACCACCCUGAUAAGGCACCAGAGCACCUGCGUGAAGAGUCUGAGAUCAAAUUCAAGGAGAUCAGCGCAGCGUAUGAGAUUUUGGGCGAUGAGGCGAAGAGGGCACAGUACGAUGCCGGUGGAGGAACGGGCAAUGGGAAUGGCCAUGGGUUCCCUGGAGGGUUCGACGAAGAUGAGUUCUUCUCCUUUUUCGGUGGAGGUGGUGCAAACGGGUUCUAUGGUGGUGGAUAUGAUAGCUAUGGCUAUGAUGAGCCGCCGCCAGAGAGCAACAGAACUGAAGAUGCAAAGCUGAACGUGAAGUGCACGCUGUCAGAUCUGUUUAACGGUAAAACCGUCAAGAUAACGUCCUCCAGAAACGUGCUGUGCUCUCAGUGUAAGGGAUCUGGGCUGAAGCCGAAGGCUCAAGGUUCAACGUGCCCUGCCUGCGAUGGUCAGAAGCGUGUCAAAGUGGUGCAUCGUAUGGGCCCAAUGGUGAUGCAACAGGUUGAGCCUUGUAAAAGAUGUGAAGCACGGGGGAAAGUGUACAAGACCAGUGAUAAGUGUAAGAAGUGUAAAGGUGUGAAGGUGAAUGAAGAGAAGAAGAUUCUGGAGUUCGUCAUCUCCCCUGGUGCGAAGUUUGGCGACAAGAUUGUGCUCAGUGGUGAAAGCGAUCAGUCCCCUGGUAAAGUUACUGGAGAUGUCAUACUAUCAUUAGAUGAGGAUACUUCAGACUCUACGAUCUUUGAAAGACGUCAAGAUGAUCUCUAUACAAAGGUGACCUUCUCACUUGAAGAGUCGCUGUGUGGAUUCAAGGACAAGGUGAUAUUGAAGCACCUGGAUGACCGUUAUUUGAAGAUCUCAUCACCAACUGGCAAAGUUUUAAGGCCAAACGACUACAUCAAGAUCAAAGGUGAAGGAUUCCCCGUGAAGAAUACUACAAGACGUGGAGACCUGUUCGUUCUUGUUGAAGUUGAGUUCCCAAGUGACAAUUGGUUCACAGAGCGUAGCGAGCUGAAUAAGUUGAAGAACAUCCUUCCAACAACACAACCUAACCGUGAAUUUGAAGAUGUUGAUUUGCAGAACGUUGAUCAGGUUGACUUCUCCAUCGUCAAUGAAAACAAUCAGGAGUUCAGAGUUGUCGAUAACGACAAUGCGAACAGUUCCUACUGUGCGCAGCAGUGAUGGACCAAAAGAGACAGUGUGUAUAUACUCUACAAACGGAUUGUUAAAUUUGCAUAUAAAACUGAAAAUUGUUUCCCUUGUCAUUG
Molecule: messenger RNA, 1390 nt
Organism: Williopsis jadinii
Lineage: Eukaryota; Fungi; Ascomycota; Saccharomycetes; Phaffomycetales; Wickerhamomycetaceae
Product: DnaJ-domain-containing protein
Exons: 2
Coding region: 54-1304 (416 amino acids)
Biological process (GO): protein refolding
Cellular component (GO): cytoplasm
Molecular function (GO): Hsp70 protein binding
Source: RefSeq, a predicted model, not a curated record